UUAGUUGUUGUUGUGAGGAGCUGAACUGCAACAAGGAUGUGCAUAUUUAAUUUAUAUUCUUUGGCGUUUUUGUCUCUCUUUUUGGGACAAUAUAACACAUUUGCCCUUCAGGAUGUAACGACCGACCUUUUCGGUGCCGCUAACUAUGGGACGGUGGCAGCGUUUGGAGAUUUUAACUCUGAUAAACAGACAGACAUCUUCGUCAUCAGAGAACAGUCUGAAGUGGUGAUAUUCUUGGCUGAUUCAAAACCUCCUUACUUCAAGCCCAAACUUAACAUCAGCAAGCACAUUUUGCCGAGUGACGCCGUCAUCACCAGUGUGGUUCCUGGAGACUAUGAUGGAGACUCUCAGAUGGAUGUUCUUCUUACAGCUCAGAUCAACUCCAAGAAAGAAACGGUUUUCAUCUUCUGGGGGAACAACCAGACAUUAGAUAUGGAAGGGUGGCUCAGACUGAACAAGAGCUUUACAGAUCAGCCUCUUGUUAUGGAUUUCAAUGGAGACAUGAUCCCAGAUAUUUUUGGAGUCACCAACCCGCACUCCACUGAAGUCUGCUAUCUCACUAACAGGGUCGCAGUGUGGAAGAAUGGACUGAGUUCAACUGUCAACAUGCGCAUCCCUCACUCCAACGCUUUCAUUGACCUCAACAAGGACUUCACUGCUGAUUUGUUCCUGACAACUGAAGACUCUAAGUUUGAGACCUGGAUCAACAAGGAUGGGAACUUCACCAAAGCUGAGGUCUUGUCAGAGCCAGUAGCCAAGGCUGUUGGACAUUCAUCCUUUGUUGACUUUGAUGGUGAUGGCUACCAGGACCACCUUCUCCCCGCAUGUUUGGGUGAAAACUGUGAACAGAGUGUCAUCUACCUAGCCAAGUCAGGCUCGACAAAGUGGGUCAAAGUCCUGUCAGAUUUCCAGCAGAGGGAAACAGUUUGGAGCUUUGUGCAAGGGAACCCCAGCCAACCCUUGGCCCUGCACCUCGGUGACUACAACCUGGAUGGCUUCCCUGAUGCCCUUGUGGUCCUUCGCAACACCAGUGGCAGCAAUCGGCAGGCCUUCCUGUUGGAGAACGUGCCAUGUAAAAACUCAGACUGCCACGAUGUGGGACGAAUGUUCCACAUCCACUGGGACCAGUCAGACUUGGGAGCCAUCCAGAAUGCCACCAUGGCCACAUUCUUUGACAUCUAUGAGGAUGGUAUAUUAGACAUGCUGGUUCUGAGCCAGGCAGAGGGCAAAAAAGACUUGAUCAUCCAUGCUUUGAAGAACAAUUUUGAAGCUGAUGCCUACUUUGUUAAAGUGAUGG
Stegastes partitus (bicolor damselfish) is the source of this 1297-nucleotide messenger RNA. It is a transcript of the gene itfg1, whose product is annotated as integrin alpha FG-GAP repeat containing 1. Gene Ontology annotation, cellular component: plasma membrane. The transcript has 12 exons. The record is from RefSeq and is a predicted model, not a curated record. The annotation marks the transcript as partial. Lineage: Eukaryota; Metazoa; Chordata; Actinopteri; Pomacentridae.